AUGGAUCUGAUGCUCGUGGUUGACGGCUGCUGUGGAUUGGUCGUCCAGGUGCCAAUCGCCACCGAUAUACUUAACAGGCUAAUGGUAGUCAAUUCCCUGGCUCUUGGCAUCUACGAAGCCUUUGGUGUCGAGCAUCGCCCCAGCAAGGCCCCUCUGGGCUGGAUCGAAGUUGUUGCCAUCUACAUUGCUAUUCUCAUCGUGGCACUCGUCUUCUCUCUCAACGUCUGGCAGAAGGAGAGGGCUUUUAUCAAGCUCAAAGCAAAGAAAGAGGAUCGCGAGGUCAAGGUGUUCCGCUCUGGCAAGCCUUACAUGAUCAGCGUCCACGACGACGUUUGUGACGAGUCUUCGGCAAUCGGCGAACCUGAUGCGCUGAAGAAGACGUCUGGUUAUGAGGCUAUGAAGCAGCUCAAGGCUGGCGCGACCUCGGAGAACUUAGACACGUUCAUCAUCGCUAGCGCAAAGGUGCUCGAAGGCAUCGACACCUUCAUAGAGACCUCAGUUGGUGUCAACUCUAGCUUCGGCAAGAUUAACACCGCUCCUGCAGCUGUCUAA
Molecule: messenger RNA, 552 nt
Organism: Microdochium trichocladiopsis
Lineage: Eukaryota; Fungi; Ascomycota; Sordariomycetes; Xylariales; Microdochiaceae
Exons: 4
Coding region: 1-552 (183 amino acids)
Biological process (GO): intracellular calcium ion homeostasis
Cellular component (GO): intracellular membrane-bounded organelle
Molecular function (GO): P-type calcium transporter activity
Source: RefSeq, a predicted model, not a curated record